Molecule: messenger RNA, 2416 nt
Organism: Cylas formicarius (sweet potato weevil)
Lineage: Eukaryota; Metazoa; Arthropoda; Insecta; Coleoptera; Brentidae
Product: odorant receptor 49b-like
Exons: 6
Coding region: 999-2195 (398 amino acids)
Biological process (GO): detection of chemical stimulus involved in sensory perception of smell; sensory perception of smell
Cellular component (GO): plasma membrane
Molecular function (GO): odorant binding; olfactory receptor activity
Source: RefSeq, a predicted model, not a curated record
GACGCGGCAUUUUUACUGCAGAAUUUUUUCAAAAUAUGAGUAGAUCUCGUCAAAUGUUUUGGAAAAACGAGUUUAGUGGGUGGAAAUCACUGUUUAGAAAGAAAAUGACGCACAGUGCAGCGAAGAAUAUUUUCUUUCUACUCCUCAUUAACAACUUGAAAUGAACGGAUGCAGAAUUCAAUGCAGAGUAGAUGUACUUUCUAGAACAAAUCUUAGCCUUCUUCUUUUUAUCUCAUUACAACAACUCGAAUAUUAAUUGACAGCUCAGAAGAAAAGAAUAAAUCGCGGGUCGACAACUUGAACUGCCUGGAACAUUCGAAAUCGACAAUUUUAGAACGAAAACGGUAGUCUUCAACAACUUAAAUAAAAAUGAAUAUUGAACCCGAUGGUAGAACUACUCACUAAAUUAACAGAGAACUUUACUACUUAGUGUGGCAUAAUUAAUAAAAUUGGGUCCAAAGAGCAAAAUAUGACCAUUAAAAUUACACAUUAAACAUUAUUAUCAACAUUAUGACAAACAUUAUUAUCAGCAAUUACAACUUGCAGUUAGUUUUAGUCAAAUUAGAUAAUAAUUGCCAAUUUAACCAAAUCAUGUCAUUGGCAAUAAAUUAUUACUUUUUACCAAGCUGCAAAACUUGAAUAAGAUAUCCCAGAUUUAUAGAUUCUUUCUCCACAUUUUUAAUGCAAAAAGGAAUAAAGCGAGGAGGAGGAGGAGGAAAUCGUUUCAUCCCCUUUAUUUUCAUAAUUAUAAGGCUGGAAAGAAAAUUGCAGCAUAAUAUACACGCAAGACGCUUUAUACGCCCCCAAGCUGAGGGUGUGUCCAUUGUCAUAUAAAGUUUUCGUUCAGAUUAGAUUUUCGCAAUUUAAGAUCUGCUACUGACCUAGCUGGUAGGUACUUAUAAAUAGAGUAAUAAUCAUUUUACCAAAAAGUAUAUUUGAUUUUCUGUAUUAUAAUCAAUUACGAUGAUAUAGUUGCAGUUGUUUUCAAAUCGUGAACAAUGCGUCGUUGGAAACACAAUGAAGGCAUUCUGAACUUUCCCAAAUAUUGCAUGAUAGCUAUGGGAAUGUGGAGAUUAAAUUUACCGACCCAAAAUAAAAUUUUAACGAAGUUUUACAUCAUUUAUUCUUGUUUAAUACAGAUUUAUUAUCCGGUAUUUUGGACCUCGCUUUUCGUCAAGUUUGUUAUAGUAAUGAUAGACAAAAAUUCAAACAAGAGCAUGGAGGAAUGGUUCAAGGAUCUUUCAUAUGUGGUUGGUUUCCUCAUCAUAAUGAUGUCGUCGCAAUUUUGGCAGAAAAAAGAUUCCGUACGAAAUAUACUUUACGUAAUUGAGGAGGAAAACGUUUUGCUCCGAUCGCGGGACGAAGAAUUGCUCAAGUGCCAUUUGGAAUUGGUGCAAUUUAGUCGAUUAAUGAACUAUGUCUUCCUGUGCAUUGCAGUGGGUGCAGGGGUGUCGGUGAUGUCCGAAACUUUUAGACGCAGAAAUGAAGUAGAGAAAUACAAUAAAAAAUACAACGGAACUUUGGAAAAACCGUACGCUUUCGAUUUAUUUUUCUUAUUCGAUUUUGAUAAGGAACAGUACAGCAGCCUGUUGCUGAUUGUGGACGGUAUUUCUUGCCUAUUGACUGAUAUUAUGGGCAUUUCGUCUAAAAUUAUGUUUAUUUCGUGCAUAAUUUUCGCCUGUUCAUCACUGCAAAGGUUGCAGAUCAAAUGCAGAAAGAUGACGCUAUACGAAACAGAUCUUUUCGAUGCUUUAAGUCAUCUCAUUAGGGAAAAUCAGCAAAUUAUUAGGUUUGUGCAGAACUUAAACCAUUCAAUAAAAUACCUGAUUUUAGUGGAGUAUUUGUUAACUUCGCUGAAUAUAGCUGCAGUCUCAAUUCAAGUGAUGUUGUUUAAUUCCACUAGAGCGUCCGCAUUGUUUUUUCUCAGCUAUUUGUUUUCGCAAAUUUUAAUCUUGGGUUGGAGCGCAAAUGAAAUCAAAAUGCAGAGUCUGGGUAUAGCGGAUGCCAUAUACGACAGUCCCUGGUACGACCAAAGUGACGCAGUAAAGAAAACGGUCUUGUUUAUUAUUAUGCGUGCGCAACGACCUCUUCAGCUAACGAUCGGGCCAUUUAACGGUAUGACUACGGAAACGGCGGUGACUAUUCUGAAAGCGUCUUAUUCAUACAUUACACUGAUGAGGACCGAGUACGUUUAAUCCAAAGAUUGAUUCCAUUGUCUGCCAGAUAAAAUUACUGGCCAGUGGAACUAAGUAACGUAAAUAUAUAUGAUAAUAUGUUUUAAUUAAUUUUUAUUCAAAAACGAAUAUAUAACUUAAUCUGUCUUCAUUGUCUUGUUGUCUUAUCCGCUUUGCGCUUCUUCGGCUUCUUUUCUCCUUUUUGUAUUUUCAUUUUCAUCAGUCAUUAGUUUAUUUUAAUU